Closterium sp. Yama58-4 is the source of this 762-nucleotide messenger RNA. Lineage: Eukaryota; Viridiplantae; Streptophyta; Zygnematophyceae; Desmidiales; Closteriaceae. The record is from the annotation of a GenBank genome assembly.
AUGGGAGCAUUAAGGUUUACAGUGACGAUCUUUCCGCUGCCGCUGUUUGACUCUCAGGUGCUCCUAGUGCUGCCCCCACUACUGCUGUCAGUACCGCUCCCAGAGGUGCUGCCCCCAGUGGGUGCUGUUCCCACUGGUGCUGUCCCCACUGGUGCAGCCCCCCGAGGUGCUGCUCCCCGAGGUGCUGCCCGUGCUGGUGGAGGUCGAGUUGCUGCCUCCCGCGCUCACGGUGCUGCCCGUGCUGGUGGAGGUCGAGGUGCUCCCAGUGCUGCUGCUGCUGCUGGCGGGGAUGGUGCUUACAUCUGCAAUAAUGAGCGUCUCGUUAGGGCCCGUGCUGCCGCUGCUUGUGAUGCUGCCCGUGCUGCUGCCCGUGGUGCUGCCUGUGCUGCUGCCCGUGGUGCUGCCUGUGCUGCUGCCCGUGGUGGUGCUUACGUCUUUAAUAACGAGAGUCUGGUUAGGGUCCGUGCUGCCACUGCUCGUGCUGCUGCCACUGCUCCCCGUGGUGGUGAUUACGUCUUUAAUCACGAGAGUCUGGUUAGGGUCCGUGCUGCCACCGCUCGUGCUGCUGCCGCUGCUGCCCGUGGUGGUGCUGACCGUUUGGGUCAGGAGGCCGUUGCUGGCAUCCAGCAGCUCUCGCCGCACGACGCCGCCCGCUGUGCAGUAGAGGGAGAGCGAGAGCAGUGCUGCCAACGCGAGGGGUGUGCAGGAAUCAGUGCAGCGAAGCAUGGGGGAAACAGUGCAGCGAAGGGGGAAACAGUGUAG